Molecule: messenger RNA, 2607 nt
Organism: Colletotrichum higginsianum IMI 349063
Lineage: Eukaryota; Fungi; Ascomycota; Sordariomycetes; Glomerellales; Glomerellaceae
Product: NOL1/NOP2/sun family protein
Exons: 3
Coding region: 1-2607 (868 amino acids)
Biological process (GO): tRNA methylation
Cellular component (GO): cytoplasm; nucleus
Molecular function (GO): tRNA (cytidine-N5)-methyltransferase activity; tRNA binding
Source: RefSeq, a predicted model, not a curated record
AUGGGUCGCAAAUUCAGAGGUGGAAAGAAGGGCAAGGGUCGCGGCGGCGGCAACGCCACUGGCGGUGAUCGCGGUCGCCAGCCUCGCAGCGAGUCGUGGCAGUCGUACCCUGCCGUCAAGAAGGAGAACGAGAGGCUCCAGCGUUACUACAACACCAUCAUCGGCCUCUCGGAGGAGGAGCAGGUUCCCUUCUGGGAUGCGCUGCGCAGAGACCUUCCCAACAGCUUCCGCUUCUGCGGCUCCAAAGGCCACGCCUUGGCCGUGAAGAAGCUCCUACAAAGUCGAUACAUGCCCGAGAUCGAAAAGAUCGAACACGCCGACGGGCGCGCCGUCGAGCCCCCCAAGCCGUUGUCGUGGUACCCCAACGAGCUUGCUUGGUGGAUGACCACCCCGAAGAACAUCAUCCGCAAAUACCCCCCCUUCGCCGCCUUCCAGAAGUUUCUCGUUUCCGAGACGACCGUCGGCAACAUUAGCAGACAGGAGGUUGUCAGCAUGAUUCCCCCUCUUCUGAUGGACGUUCGCCCCGGCAUGACCGUGCUGGACAUGUGCGCUGCGCCUGGCAGCAAGGCCGGCCAGCUCCUCGAGAUGAUUCACCAGGGCGAGGAGGCAAGAGUCCGGAAGGUCCUGCGUGCGUUCGCCAAGGAGGACGGUCUUGACCUCGGCGAGGAGACGGAGGAGGAGCGCCAGGCUGACCUCGAGGCCGACCCGGCGGAUGCUGGCCGCACCACUGGUCUUCUGAUUGCCAAUGACGCCGACUACAAGCGCGGCCACAUGCUCGUUCACCAGCUCAAGCGUCUCGGCUCUCCGAACUUGCUCGUCACGAACCACGACGCCACUCAGUACCCCUCCAUCAAGCUCCCUUCCGACCCGGCGACCCCGAACAAGCCUCAGUACCUCAAGUUCGACCGCAUUCUCGCCGACGUGCCCUGCUCGGGCGAUGGCACCCUGAGAAAGAACAUGAACUUGUGGAAAGAUUGGCAGCCCGGCAGCGCGCUGGGUCUCCAUGUCACUCAGGUCAGGAUUCUCCUGCGCGCCCUUGCCAUGCUCAAGGUCGGAGGCCGUGUCGUCUACUCCACCUGCAGCAUGAACCCCGUCGAGAACGAGUCUGUCGUCGCAGCCGCCAUUGACCGCGCCGGUGGUCCCGACAAGGUUGAGAUCCUCGACUGCAGCAACGAGCUGCAGGGACUCGUCCGCGCUCCUGGCAUGCGCAAGUGGCAGAUCAUGGAUAAGUCCGGCAGGCUAUGGGGCUCGCAGGCCGAGGUCGACGAGUACACCAAGAACAGCGCCGACGGCAUCGCGCCUGGCAGAAUUGUCGAUACCAUGUUCCCGCCCGUGGAGGGUAGCGUGGGCGCGGACAUUCCUCUCGAGCGCUGCAUGAGAGUCUACGCUCACCAGCAGGAUACCGGUGGCUUCUUCAUCACCGUUUUGCAAAAGAAGGCCGAGGUCAAGAUCCGCCCCGAGGACCAGAAGAUUGACGACGCGACGAAGUCAAACGGGAACACGGCAGCCGCCACCCCCGUGGCCGAGGAGACGAAGCCCGAGGAGAAUACUGAAGAGAAGACCGAGGCGAAGACUGAGGAGGCACCCGCGGCUACCGAGACCGGCAAGCCGGAGGAAAAGAGUGAGGCAAAGGCCACGACCGAGGCCGACGUGCCCGAGCAGGAUGCUAUAAACGGCGCUAAGCGGCCGCGGGAAGACGACACGGCUGACGGUGAGACCCAAGAGACAAAGAAGCCCAAGCUCGACGCGACACAAGAGAAGCCUAAGAGAUCCAACCGCAACAUCCACGGCCAGGUCGAGGAGCCCUUUAAAUACCUCGACCCCAAGCACGAGGUCAUCAAGAACAUCAAGACCUUUUACCACGUCUCGUCACGCUUCCCCGAGGACCGCUUCAUGGUGCGCAACGCCGCGGGCGAGCCGGCCAAGGCCAUUUACUACACCUCGGCGCUUGCGCGCGACAUUCUCGUCGAAAACGAGGGCCGCGGCAUCAAGGUCAUCCACGGCGGCGUCAAAAUGUUCAUGAAACAGGACGCCCCCUCGGCCGAGAUCUGCCGCUGGCGCAUCCAGUCCGAGGGCAUGCCGAUCCUGCAGGGCUACGUCGGCGAGCAGCGCGUUGUCCGCCUCACGACCAAAGAGACGCUCCGCCGCCUCCUCAUUGAGAUGUUCCCCCGCAUUGCCGACGGCGAGUGGGAGAAGAUGGGCGAGAUUGGCGCACGCGUCCGCGACAUCGGCAUGGGCUGCUGCGUGCUCCGCGUCGAGCCCGACGGCUCCGACCCGGCCUUCAGCGAGCGCAUGGCGCUGCCGCUGUGGAAGAGCAUUCACUCGCUCAACCUCAUGCUGCCCAAAGAGGACCGCACCGCCAUGCUGCUGCGUAUCUUCAACGACACGACGCCGCUCAUCAACAACAGCUUGCAGAAACAGCGGCAGAUCGAUGAGGCGGCCAGGGUCAAGGCGGCGGGAGAGGCCUCUGCCGCCGAGAAGGAAAACGUCGACACCGAGGAAGCCAACGACACCGAGGAUGUCAUCGACAUCGAGGACGCCCCAACGCCUGAGGAGAUGGACCGAGACGAGCCCGAGCCCACCACCACGGCUACCGAGAACUCUUGA